Molecule: messenger RNA, 1516 nt
Organism: Gracilinanus agilis (Agile Gracile Mouse Opossum)
Lineage: Eukaryota; Metazoa; Chordata; Mammalia; Didelphimorphia; Didelphidae
Gene: RBM34
Product: RNA binding motif protein 34
Exons: 11
Coding region: 111-1421 (436 amino acids)
Molecular function (GO): RNA binding
Source: RefSeq, a predicted model, not a curated record
AAGGGAGGGCAAAGGGGCGGUCCGCUCCGAGGCGGAAGUAGCUUCAGGAGCACCAGAAGUUGACAGGAUCACGUGGCACUCAUCCAGCGGAGAAUCUCCAGCCACCCGAGAUGGCGACUGAAGGGAAGAUGAAACGGAAGAAAAAGAAACCGACCCAAGACAGAAAAACAAUGGAAGCUAAGGGGAAAAGCUCCUCAUCUGGAGACUAUCAGGUUGGACAAGUGGCCAGCAGCUUGUUUCAAAACAAGCCCUUGAAGAGUGGCACCAGCCACCUAGCAUCACUCUUUGAAUCCUCAGCUCCACAGGUUCAGCAGCCCAUUUAUGUGGCUGCCAGAGAAACUAACAGUAAGAAGAGAAAAAAUAAAGAAGAUGAGAUUGCAUUCCACAGUCAGAGAACUUGUGCUGCUGUUGAGCAAAUGCCUGCAAAGAGAAUUAGAGUCAAGAAGGAGUUUUCUGCAGAUAAAAGGUUGGCAAACAGAGAAAGUGCUUUGGUGUGUGCUGAUCUUGAAGAAGAAAAAAUGCAAGCUAAACAAAUGAAGAAAAGGAAAAUUUCUCAAGUCAGUAAUAAUGGCAAAACAACAAAUGGUAAAAUAGUUGAUAAUUCAGAUUAUUCAUUUGAAGUAAAUAAAAGAAAGAAGAUUCAAGCCAGCGAGGCAGAGGAAAGAAUAAAGAACAAGAGAACUGUAUUUGUGGGAAAUUUACCUGUUACCUGUAAAAAAAAGGAGCUGAAGUCAUUUUUUAAAGAAUAUGGACAGAUAGAAUGUGUGCGAUUCCGUUCUUUGAUUCCAGCAAAGAGCACUUUAUCCAAAAAGAUUGCUGCAAUAAAACGUGAAGUUCACCCUGAACAGAAGAGUAUUAAUGGUUAUGUAGUUUUUAAGGAAGAGAGUGCUGCUGAAAAGGCACUGAAAAGAAAUGGUGCUCAGAUUGCUGAGGGAUUUCCUGUCAGAGUUGAACUUAUAUCUGACACUCCUUUGAGAGGCAAGAGAUCAGUAUUUGUGGGGAACCUCCCAUACAAAAUUGAAGAGUCUGCUAUUCAGGAGCAUUUCUCUGACUGUGGAAGUGUUUUAGCAGUAAAAAUUGUGAGAAACAAAGUCACUGGAGUUGGCAAAGGGUGUGGCUAUGUGCUCUUUGAGAAUACUGAUGCUGUACAACUUGCUUUGAGAUUAAACAAUUCUGAAUUAAUGGGAAGAAAACUACGAGUCAAGCAUUAUGUUAAUCAUGAAAAGGUUAAACCACCACAUACUCCAGGCAGAGUUUUGGAGAACUCCACCAAAUUUAAGCACAAACUUAAUUUUCCUUCUAAAAACACAGGGCAACAUUCUGAAAAUACAUUUGCUGGAGAAAAAGCUAAUCCCUUGAAAAAGAAAAAGAAAUGGCAAAAAAGUGGGAAAAGUAGAAAGCAAAUAGAAAAACACAAAUAGAGCAUCAGUUUGAAACUUUUCUACUUGUAUAAUUUACUAAUAAAAGUAUGUUCUAUUUAAUGAGUGUGAUUACUCUUAAUUUAUAAAUAAAGGGC